AUGGAGAACCAGAUUCUCGGGUCCGGGGUCCUGGAUGUGUGUGCAUCCUUUGCUACAGGCCCUAGGCAAGAUGAUGGAACAUUCUAUGAAUUUCGUACCUACUAUCUUAAACCCUCAAAAAUGAAGGAGUUCCUAGAGAAUUCUAAGAAAAAUGUUCAUCUUCGGACAGCUCACUCUGAAUUGAUUGGAUAUUGGAGUGUAGAAUUUGGAGGCAGACUGAACACAGUAUUUCAUAUUUGGAAAUAUGAUAACUUUGCUCAUCGAACUGCAGUUAGGAAAGCCUUGGCUCAGGAUAAAGAAUGGCAUGAACAAUUCCUCCUUCCAAGUUUGCCUCUCAUUGAUAAACAAGAGAGUGAGAUUACUUAUCUGGUCCCUUGGUGCAAACUAGGAAAACCUCCAAAACAAGGUGUGUAUGAACUGAUAACCUUUCAGAUGAAACCCGGAGGCCCAGCUCUGUGGGGUCAUUCAUUUCAAAGGGCGAUUCAUGUUCACAUCAACCAGGGUUAUGCAACACUCAUUGGUGUUUUCAAUGCAGAAUAUGGAGCACUCAACAGAGUUCACGUUCUUUGGUGGAGUGAGAAUGCAGAUACUCGUGCUGCAGGCAGACAUCGUUCCCAUGAGGACCCCCGAGUUGUGGCUGCUGUACGGGAAAGUGUCCAAUACCUGGAGACUCAGCAGAAUAUACUUCUGAUUCCUACAUCAUUUUCACCAUUGAAAUAG
Molecule: messenger RNA, 720 nt
Organism: Dipodomys ordii (Ord's kangaroo rat)
Lineage: Eukaryota; Metazoa; Chordata; Mammalia; Rodentia; Heteromyidae
Product: protein NipSnap homolog 3A-like
Exons: 6
Coding region: 1-720 (239 amino acids)
Cellular component (GO): mitochondrion
Source: RefSeq, a predicted model, not a curated record